AUGGAAAAUAGUGGAAGCAGUUUAAAUUUAAGGAAGAGGAGGUUGGAGAGCUUAAAGAACACAAGCUCUGAUCCAACUACAAAAGUAACAUCAGAAAUUUCGGAGAAGGAUGUAGGACACGAAGUUGAUGUCAAUGAAGAUGGUUUGGGAUUCAAACUGAUAUCUUGUGCAAGAAUUGUGGCAUGUUUCAUUACCAUAAUGGUUACAACUGUGAUAUGGGAAUUGAUCAUGCUUGUACUCCUACCCUGGCCUUAUGAGAGGAUUAAGCAAGGUAAUGUGUAUGGACAUGUCACUAGUAGAUUGAUAAUGUGGAUUCUAGGGAAUCCUGUAAAGAUUGAAGGAGCAGAAUUUGCUAAUGAGAGGGCAGUAUUUAUCAGUAACCAUGCCUCUGCUGUAGAUAUUUUCCCUACAAUAUGGUUGACUCCUACAUGCACUGUUAGCAUUGCCAAGAAGGAGAUCAUAAGGUAUCCCUUAUUAGGAUAA
Molecule: messenger RNA, 483 nt
Organism: Argentina anserina (silverweed cinquefoil)
Lineage: Eukaryota; Viridiplantae; Streptophyta; Magnoliopsida; Rosales; Rosaceae
Product: 1-acyl-sn-glycerol-3-phosphate acyltransferase-like
Exons: 1
Coding region: 1-483 (160 amino acids)
Biological process (GO): phosphatidic acid biosynthetic process
Cellular component (GO): endoplasmic reticulum
Molecular function (GO): 1-acylglycerol-3-phosphate O-acyltransferase activity
Source: RefSeq, a predicted model, not a curated record